This is a messenger RNA of Saccostrea cuccullata (small rock oyster), 449 nucleotides long. RefSeq lists its product as uncharacterized. The transcript is spliced from 2 exons. The record is from RefSeq and is a predicted model, not a curated record. Lineage: Eukaryota; Metazoa; Mollusca; Bivalvia; Ostreida; Ostreidae. The coding region runs from base 8 to 316 and encodes 102 amino acids.
UAUUGCAAUGACGGUGAAAAACUUUGAAAGAUUACUUUAUUUCAGUAUCCUGCUUGUUGCUUUGCUGCUGUUCCAGGGAGACAUGACUGCUGGGUGUCAGUGCCCUGAUACAUCCUGUAUGCAGCUCGCCCAUACAGCUCGCCGAUGUGAGUGCUGUGUGUUUACAUUCCUCGGGAAAAGAUCCCCAAAGCCUGCUGUCAACGCUUAUUCCAAGAAGGAGUCCAUUUCUUCGUAUUCGUCAUUUGCAGACCAGAACAUUGCCAAUAUUGACUACUGGUUCCGACUUUCAGGGCUUUCAGACAUGACAGAGACUUAGUUUUGUCAUGAGGUUACAGUUUAUUGUUCGCCUAAAAUACGAGACUCAUUAGAAUGCACAAUGUAUACAAGUAAAAAAAAGUAUUAUAUGAAAUAUCAAUAAAAACAUAUUUACCGUUGCUGUGGUUAUUAUG